Messenger RNA from Capsicum annuum, 604 nucleotides. RefSeq names its product 60S ribosomal protein L28-1-like. The coding region runs from base 57 to 488 and encodes 143 amino acids. The record is from RefSeq and is a predicted model, not a curated record. Gene Ontology annotation, molecular function: structural constituent of ribosome. Gene Ontology annotation, cellular component: cytosolic large ribosomal subunit; ribosome. Lineage: Eukaryota; Viridiplantae; Streptophyta; Magnoliopsida; Solanales; Solanaceae. The transcript has a single exon. Gene Ontology annotation, biological process: translation.
UCAUCCCGCCGUCAAAAGGAAACCCUAGGAAUCCAUUUUUCUUUGUCUUUGUAGAAAUGACAACCGUUCCAGGGCAACUAGUAUGGGAGAUCGUGAAGAAGAACAACUUCUUUUUGGUUAAGGAGUUCGGUAAUGGUACCGCCGGCGUCGUCUUCAGCAAAGAACCUAACAAUCUCUAUGACCUUCACUCUUACAAGCACUCUGGCUUAGAAAAUAAGAAAACUAUGAAUAUCCAGCCUGAGGGAAAAUAUAAAGCUAUUUUGCUUGCUACAUCGAAGACCAAGAAGCAAAAUAAACCUUCAAGCUUGCUGAACAAAUCUGUGAUGAAGAAGGAGUUCCGUAGAAUGGCUAAGGCUGUAACAAACCAGGUUGCAGACAACUACUACAGGAUAGACCUGAAGAAGGCAGCCCUCGCAAGGUUGAGUGCUGUGAACAGGAGUCUCAAGAUCGCCAAGUCAGGUGUCAAGAAGAGGAACAGGCAGGCUUAAAAGUUCAUGCUAGGAAAUACUAUGGUUGUAUGACUUGUAAUGCAUGGGUUUUUUUCCAGUAUCAAAGUUUUGUGUUGACUUUAUCUUUGUUUCUUUCUCAAGAGUAGCUAUUGGCA